CAACGAACUACCAAUGUCAACAACGAUGGCUGCGAAAAGAUGUGCGAAUUUUCUGGGUCCGAUUUUCGCUAAUUAUUAAGACAGAGUGCGAUGGCGAACGCAAUGACUCCUGAGGAGGAAGACUUCCCAGGUCGACUUCUCCACCAGGCCGCGUUGUGGGACAACGCUGAGCUUCUGGAGGAUUUGCUGCACGGCGAGCAAAAGGCACACAUUGACAGUCGAGAUUCCUGGGGCCGGACUCCUCUGCACGCCGCCGCGCUGACCGAAAACUCACGCUGUCUGAAAGUCCUUCUCGCAGCCGGAGCCAAUCCAAAUAUUUCUUGCGGACCCAGGGGAGAAUAUAAGACUCCCCUUCAUGUGAGCAGUGAGCACGGCUGCGCCACAAAUGUGCAGGCUUUGCUUGAGCACGGGUCGAACCUGACGGCCCAGGACGUUAACGGACUGACAGCCCUCGAUUUGGCCGAGGCUGGUGACCAUUCUGACACCCUGAAGCAACUCAAGGAGGCUGCUGAUGAAAAGGAGCAGCGACGCCACGAGCAACACAGCUCCCUUCGGGAAGCCUGCAGCCGUGGAGACACGGAGGCCGUUCGGAAAAUCGUUGAGAACCUCGCUGAAGAGGCAGAACUUGUGAUAAACAUGGCACCUAGUGGCAGCAACACUCUGCUAUUCACAGCAUGUGAAGUCGGACAAAAAGAAAUAGUCAAAAUAUUACUCGAGAAUGAGGCAGAUGGGCGAAUCCACCCUGUAACCAAAUACUCACCCCUUUACAUCGCGUGCUAUUACGGCCGGAAGGAUAUCGUGGAGCUUCUUUUAAAGAAAUUUCCUGAGUUGGUCCAACAGCAGACGGUGGAGAAGUGGCUGCCAGUGCACGCAUGUUGCAUAAACGGUCAUGUGGCAGUGCUGGAGUUGCUCUUAAAAUUCAGCUACCCUUCAAAGGUGAUGUGCACCCUGCGCGACAAGUCGGCCGAGUGGGAGUACGAGAUGCCCUUUGACCUGAACGCGCGAGACGUGACCGGACAGAGCGUUUUGUACCUGGCCUGCUAUGUCGGCAACCAGAAGCUCGUCGACUGCCUGCUCAAGUUCAGGGUCAAAGCGAACAGAAUCAAUGCUUUGAGGAUGAAAAAAGAGGAAGAAGAGCAGAAGGUGAACGACCUGCUAAGUCCGACUCGGCGCCGAAUUUCAAACGGAAUUCAGUCGAUAAUGUCUAAACUGAAUCUGAGCAGACAGGAGGUCACUUCCAGCAAUGAGAGUGAACUUAGUCCCCUUUUGAUGGACCUUUACUGCAACAACAACACGGAAACGGCGCUGCAUGUGGCGGUCAAGUGCAAGCACCACAACAUAAUUUCAGCCCUUCUUGCUGCUGGCGCCAAUCCAAACCUCCCAAUUUUGGCCAACGAGGAAGAAUUGAGCAGGGAUGAAGGUCUGGUGGCCUGCAAUGGCUCGAGUGCCCUUUUGGAGGCCUGUCGGAACCGCGACCUUACGGCCCUGGAUUUGCUGCUCAAGUUUGGAGCGCGAGAUGAUGAGUGUCGAGCCCUCGAAGUAGCCCACAAGGAUGAAAUCAUGAGUGCCAAGCUCCUUGCCACCAAGGCCCACCCUGACCCAGAGUACAAGAUUAACAAAAAGGCAAUGGCCGAGGUCAGUCCGUCGCAGUUUGCCUCGGCUUCCAGUCUGGGCAGCCUCACCUACGGCUCUCUUUUCCCGAACACGGCAGUCAUGAUAAACUGGCAUGGCCAGCAAUGCUUGAGCCACGUCAAACCUCAAUGGUUAGUGGACGCCGCCCUCACUGUCAACCCGAGGCUCAAACUCAACCCUAAGCACCAAGACGUUGUUCUCUACUCCAUCACUAGACUGGACAUUUCAAGGAAUUCUUUGACUUCGGUGCCAAUCGCCGUCUUCCAACUCCAGAGUUUGCGGUACCUCAACUUGUCGCAAAACAAGUUGGAGCGGUUGCCUUCCAAUGAGGAGAGGUCUUUGGUGCCUGUGGGAAGGGGCAAGACUAAAGGUGAGGCCGUUGGCUACUUGGCGCCGGUGCUUGAAGAGGUCCACCUGCAGUACAACCGCCUUGAGCAGAUUCCUGAGGAGAUUUUCAAACUGCCUUCUCUCGUCUCCCUUGACGUCUCCAACAAUAAGUUGCAGUCGCUGCCCUACCUCAUGUGGAAGUCUGCUAAGCUCAAGGAGCUCAAUGCGUCGUUUAACCUCUUAAGAGAGCUGCCCACCCACCAACAGGGUAUUACUUUGGGCAUUGACGCCACCAGCCUUAGUAGCGAGCAGAUCAUGGUAAGAUCUGACAGCUUUUCCAGCCAGAGCUCUCUUGGGAAAGCCCAUGAUGACAAAAAUUCCUCCUGCAAUGACGUUUCGGACCUCACGGACGAUUCCCUUCAGGAUGCCCAGACAUACAACUCGAGCACCUUCAAGGGCAAAUGUGUCCAGCACCUUGACCUCAAGCACCUGAACGUGUGGAGCAAAAACGUGGAGGUGAAUGACCAGAUCCUGCAUGCUGAUGAGGAGAGCUUAGAAAAUUGCUCACAGUUGUCUGCUCUCAACCUCGCCCACAACGCCUUUUCCUGCAUUCCAGCGGCGCUGCCUUGUCUGGCUGUGAACCUGACUAGACUGAAUCUCAGCUACAACAAUUUGAGGAGUAUGGGCCAUGUGACCAGUUACCCUAGCACGAUGAAACAGCUGGACCUGUCCCACAAUCAGAUCUGCUGCUGGCCAAGCUUGCCCCAAAUUGAAUCUAUUGAGUGUGUGGAUAUGUCCCACCUGACUUGCUACUGUCCCUCGGAGAGUACCAAGCCCAAGAAAAUGCCCAUUCUCUCUGGUCGUCUUUCAAGUAGCAAAUCGUUGAGGAGCAUUAUUUUGAACUCCGUUUGCUCUCACAGAAGGCAUUUGAAGUUGGACGCCAUGCGUACAUUAAUUUUGGCUGACAACUCUCUGGAAAGAAUCCAGCUGUCCACAGAUGACGAUGGAGGCUCAAUCGCCGAGGAGGAUGAAACAGAAGAUCUGGACCCUACAAGUCCCAUUGUGAGUGGAAAAUCCAAACUGAUGUUCCCGAAUCUGAGCAUGCUGGACAUCAGCAACAACAAUCUGCAUGAAAUUCCUAGAAACAUAAAUGAUCUCAGCAAUCUUUCUGUUCUCAACAUCAGUGGAAAUCCUGAUAUUAACGAGCUGCCGCCUCAAAUGGGUCUGCUAUCUCGUCUAUGGAACUUGAACACAAAUGGCUGCAGUCUGCAAGAGCCGCUCAAGUCAAUGAUCGAGUCAAAAAAAUACAAGACCAUGGAUGUGAUUGGCUACUUGAAGUCUGUCCUGGAGGAUGCCAAACCUUAUGCCAGAAUCAAAUUGAUGAUUGUUGGUGUUCAGGGUAUCGGAAAAACAUCCCUUCUUGAGCAAUUGCGCAUGGAGGGCUCGGGCUCGUACAAGAAAAAGCCGGUCGAGCACUGGGCUAAGCGAAUGGGAAAUAAGAACAUCAACGUCAAGACCUCUCGGGGGACAAACAUGUCAACUGUCGGCGUUGAUAUCGGAGAUUGGUGCUAUGAAAAGAGAGGCAGGUCAUCUAACUCCUUUGGUCCUGUGGUCUUCAGGACGUGGGACUUUGGAGGUCAAAAGGAGUACUACGCCACACACCAGUACUUCUUAUCCAAACGAAGUCUUUACUUGGUUGUCUGGCGCAUUCCCGAUGGACCCCGCGGUAUUGCUGAAAUCUUGCAGUGGUUGGUCAACAUUCAGGCCCGAGCUCCUAACUCGCCUGUGCUGAUUGUAGGGACUCAUUAUGAUAUGGCCAAAGACUUGCCCUGCACUGAAGAUCUCCAGCAACUAAUUAGAGAAAAGUUCAUCAACAUUGUUGAUGCCGAAAAGUGUGGUUUGCCCCGUGUCUUGGACACAAUUGAGAUUAGCUGCAAGACUCGCCACAAUGUGAAACACCUUUGCAACCUGAUCUACGACACAGUGUACAGUCUGCGUCCCCCUGGCAGCAAAGAGUUGCUCCUAGAGCAAAGAGUCCCUGCCAGCUACCUGGCUCUCGAGGACGUCAUCAGUGCAAUUGUAGCUGAGCGACGGGCCUUGGGUGCAGACCCAGUAAUGUUGGCUGAUGAGUACCGCGCAAAAGUAGCACAUGAACUGCAGACUCGCUACCACAGGAGCUUCAGAGAUGUUGCCGAACUCAACCAGGCCACCGCUUUCCUUCAUGAAAAUGGGGUUCUUUUGCAUUACGAUGAUGCAACCCUGAAAGACCUGUACUUCCUGGACCCCCAAUGGCUCUGUGAUAUGCUGGCACAUGUGGUGACCAUAAGAGAAAUCAAUCCAUUCGCAAGAACUGGUGUGAUGAAACUGGAUGAUCUCAAGCACGUUUUCAAAUCUUCUUCGAUCGGUCCCGUCGACAAAAGGGGCUACAUCGUCAAUCUGUUGAAUAAGUUCGAGGUUGCUCUAACUUGGGACAGCAGGACGCUGCUCAUUCCUUCUCUCUUGCUCUCCGAAGAGCAGAUGCGAGGUCCCCAUCCUCCAGAAGUCAGAGUCAAGAUUCCUGUGAGGUCAAGAGGGUGGGCUGUCAGGACAAAGAAAGCGCCAAUUUCACAUGCAACUACCCUUGUAGGCAACUCUUCCUUUUACACUCCAUUAACCGAAGGCUUCAAGCUUCAGAAACCAAAUACAAGUCAAAUUAGUGGCCCCAAAAGGGGAGAGGACUUGCUGAGUCCUGAGCAGCCGGCGGGAACUUUGAGGUGUGAGGUGACGACCAAGUCGGACCCUGAAGCCUCCAUUCGAAGGCUGUUGCUAAUGAGUUACUUCCCGAGUGGAUUCUGGUCCAGACUGAUGACCAGAAUCCUUGCUGAUGACGCCAUUGUGGAUAUUGUUCGUUCCUACUUUCUCACCCCCAAAGAGGUCAUCAAUGAUGCUAGUCUGGCUCCCAUAUUGGAGCACCGUGCUGACUGGGUGUUGUGGCAAACAGGGAUGGAACUGCGGUACUUUGAUACCACCCUCUUCAGAAUGAAGGAAGUUUUGCCCACAAUGCAGAACUCGCCUGUCGACUAUCGCCAAAUGAGAUUUAAAUUGAGACAAGAGGGUACCUGGACUGAUGUCGAUUUCUCUAAUUCCUCAAUUUUGGAGCUUUACUUCCCUGUGGAGAAACUUAUUUUGAAGCGCGCUAUUUCUGAUGAUGUAGGAAAUUGGUGUUCUGAUAAUGAUUACCAGACAAUUGUUCUCGAUCCAAGCACGGAGUGCGUCACUAAAUUGUUGGCUUUGGCUGUGGACCAUAUUGAUAUUCUGCUGGAGGAUUGGUACCCAACUCUAGGCACUCGAUUUGUACACACUUCCGAGGGCCGCUUUUUGGUCACAAGGCUAGUGCCCUGCCCUAAAUGUGUGGCCAGCUUUAUUGAGUGUGAUGGCGCGUGUGGGUUCAGGCCAGACCCAUGGCUCGGUCUCGAAAGAAAUAACUAUCCGUUUGACGGAAAGAGGCCUUACGAGGAAAUGCACCAAGAGGAAAGAGUUCGAAAGUCGCAGGAGAGCUACACGUCCUGCGACAGUGGCGUCGAACCUGACAGCUCAGGCUCAAGUCGGACAACUUCAUUUGAGGGGCACCCUGCCUUUGCCGGAUUGGACAGAUUGUCCAAUAAAUCUGAGUCGGAUCCUGUUUACUACAGUUGGCUAGUUGAAGAAUGCAUUCUUGCAGCCUAUGAUAAAAAGUCAGUCGACUGCCCAACUCACGGAGACAUCGGCCUGCCCUCAAUUGCUCCAGACACAAUGUUCUUGGAUUUGGGCGAAAGACAUCUUAUUCGGCCAGACAACAUCAAGAGAGGAAAGUUGCUGGGCAGAGGUGCCUUUGGAUUCGUCUUCCGUGGAAACUGCAAGAUGAGAGGAUCUUCUCAGUAUGCGGACGUGGCCAUGAAAAUGCUGCAGCCUGUCCAGCCUGGUAGCAAUGCCAGACCAUCUGCCUUGAUAGCUUUUAAGGCCGCACAAGGCAAAUGGGAGCGGGACCCACUUCAGUACGCCUGCAAAGCUUAUUGCACCGCUCGGCAGGAGCUGAAUAUCCUCCUCAGUCUGCGCCACCCAUACAUUGUGCCCCUUGUUGGCAUCUGCACACAUCCCCUCGCCUUGGUGCUCGAUCUCGCCCCUCAGGGCGCUCUCGACAUGACCCUGCGCCACUAUCGGAGGUCUGGCGCCAAAUUAGGACCCUACGUCCUUCAAGCAGUCAUCUUACAGGUGGCCAAAGCCAUUGAAUAUUUGCACCAGCAACAUAUCAUCUAUAGAGAUUUAAAGUCGGAAAAUGUGUUGGUUUGGGAAAUGCCACCACCCUUCACCACUGAUCCUCUUGCCAGAGUUCAUGUUAAGCUUGCUGAUUAUGGCAUCAGUCGUUUGACCCUACCUUCUGGAACAAAAGGUUUUGGAGGCACCGAGGGUUUCAUGGCCCCAGAAAUUAUGCGCUACAAUGGUGAGGAGGAGUACACGGAAAAAGUGGAUUGCUUUUCCUUUGGCAUGUUCAUUUACGAGCUGCUGACACUGCACCAACCCUUCGAAGGUCAGGAGUCGGUCAAAGAAUGCAUCCUUGAAGGAGGAAGACCGUCUCUUUCCUAUAGGGAAACACUCUAUCCGUGUUACAUUCUGGACCUGAUGGUGCUCUGCUGGUCCCAACAACCGAGAGAUCGGCCCUCUGCGAGCCACAUUGUCUCCAUAGCGUCUGCGCCAGAGUUCACUCACCUCUCAGACGUCAUUGCGCUCAAUCAUUCUGCACAAGUGUCUGCCACGACAGCUGUACCGGUCUGUGAUGCUGGAGACGAGUCGUCAGCUGAGCUUUGGUUGGGCUGCAUCAACAAUCGUGCAGAUCUUUUACUAGCAACUAACGGCCGAGGUUGGGGCAACUACUGCAGCCUUUCCCUGCCUGGCAACCCAACAGCCGCCUGCCAAGUGGGCUCCAGCGUCUGGAUGGGUGACCACAGAGGCUUCAUCCAUGCCUAUUUGGCGUCCGACUGCACGUUGCUGUUCAGCUAUAACAUGGAGCCAGACGCGCCCACCCCUUGUCCGGUGGUGUCCAUGCUAUGGAUGCCGGAAUUGCAGCGAGUGGCCGUGGGCAUGGCCAAUGGCCGACUCUUCAUGGUGCGCAGCGACGUGCUCCCCUCGGCGCCUAGUAUGGGCGAGGGCAGCUUUGUCAUGACUGAAUUGGGGAAUAGCACUGUUCUCCACACAAUCACUGCCAUUUACAAAAAUAAUGGAAGAACGUGUGAAUUGUGGUGUGGCGAGUCCCGUGGCAGCAUCAGCAUUUUUACCAUCAAGGACAACGUGGUGUCCUCCCAAGAGGUUGUUAAUCACUACGAGCCAGUCAUAGAGACGCUCGAAGUGUUGCAUUUGAUUUCUUCCCACUGCCCCAACUACUCCGGACAGGAGGCGUCCGUCUGGUCUUACGUCUAUCCUGGCUGUGUUGUUUACCACUGGGAACCAUCGUCUCGCACAAUUCUCCAAAAACUGGACUGCUCAAAACUAGUGCCGUGCUCAGAGAGUUUGAAGUCGAUCAGUAUUGAGGAGCACCUCAGUCCAGGCCGUUGUCAGGUCACAUGUAUGGCUGUGCUGAAUGACGAACUGUACGUUGGAACGACCUGGGGUUGCAUCAUAGUGGUGGAGAAAAAUUCCAUGCGGCCAAUAACCAUUUUCAGGCCGUACGAAGAGGAUGUACGCGCCAUUGUGGCACUGACACCUUCAGAAGCCCCUGAAAACAGCUCUGAGAGUCCUCCAGCGCCCAUGAUGGCCACUUUAGGUCGAGGGUAUCGUGACCUAAUGUCCAGGUAUCUGGACUCGUCUGUAUUGACGCCCGAAGCAGCCAAUUCAACAGCAAUGGUGGCGCUUCUGUGGAGGGCCGAGAAUUGGUCUCCUACUUAAUCGGCGGAAAAAAAUUAAUCAGAAUUCGGAAUAGAAACCAAAGAGAAAAACAUUUCUGUAGACAUUUUUGAGGAGAAAGAUUCUCCUUUUUAUUCCAACUGAGUUUAACGUUUUAACGAGAGAUUGAUAAUUUAGGUGACAAACAUGCAAAACCAAGUCACAAAAUUAACAAACAUUCCUCACUUAAAAGUCCUCUUAUUUAUUUGUGAUAACUUUGAUUUUAUUUGUAAGUAUUUUAGCAAGUGAUUGUUACUCAUCGAUAUUAAUUAACUGAUAUUUGCUGCUCUCAGAAUAAAUAAACAAAAACAGUAUUUUAAAAAUUACAUCAAA
Molecule: messenger RNA, 8187 nt
Organism: Neocloeon triangulifer
Lineage: Eukaryota; Metazoa; Arthropoda; Insecta; Ephemeroptera; Baetidae
Gene: Lrrk
Product: leucine-rich repeat serine/threonine-protein kinase 1
Exons: 36
Coding region: 91-7857 (2588 amino acids)
Biological process (GO): protein phosphorylation
Molecular function (GO): protein kinase activity; ATP binding; protein binding
Source: RefSeq, a predicted model, not a curated record